This is a messenger RNA of Staurois parvus, 372 nucleotides long. The record is from the annotation of a GenBank genome assembly. NCBI's taxonomy places the organism in Eukaryota, Metazoa, Chordata, Amphibia, Anura, Ranidae.
UCGCUCCCUUGCUAUCCCGAUCUACAGGUAUACACUCCCCUGCCCAGGGCUGUAUUUAUCCUAAUUUCUUUCCCAGGACCCUGCACUCACUAUAUCCGGUCUCCCCGGACCCUGCAUUCACUAUAUCUGGUCUCCCCGGACCCUGCAUUCACUAUAUCUGGUCUCCCAGGACCCUGCAUUCACUAUAUCUGGUCUCCCCGGACCCUGCAUUCACUAUAUCUGGUCUCCCCGGACCCUGCAUUCACUAUAUCCGGUCUCCCUGGACCCUGCAUUUACUAUAUCCAGUCUCCCUGGACCCUGCAUUCACUAUAUGUGGUCUCCCCACUCCCUGCAGUCACUAUAUCCGGUCUCCCAGGACCCUGCAUUCACUAU